Culicoides brevitarsis is the source of this 4356-nucleotide messenger RNA. RefSeq lists its product as uncharacterized. Lineage: Eukaryota; Metazoa; Arthropoda; Insecta; Diptera; Ceratopogonidae. The transcript is spliced from 5 exons. The coding region runs from base 100 to 4293 and encodes 1397 amino acids. The record is from RefSeq and is a predicted model, not a curated record.
UUCAAAAAAGUAAACAAAUCCACAUGGAGUUGAAGUCGAUUUUAAAGACUCAUUAAAUAAUUGAAUUUAAAGUACUUUUCAACUUAACUAUCCUCAAAAAUGGAUCACGCUGAAGGACUUCGAUCGUGGCUUCAAAACAACUAUGAAACUUUUCCCGAAAGUUUAAAUUUUGGAAUGAAAAUUAUUCAAUCUCCAGAAUUUCCAUUAAACACAAAGUAUGAAACUGUUUUUGAAUAUUUCUGCGAAAAGUUGCCCGAGUAUCGCAAAACUUUGAUAAAAUCAGGAGAAAAUUUCGACGAUGGAUGGAAAGUUGUGAAUCAAUUUCUUUCGAUGUCUUUUCCAUCAACUGCUAUCAGUGUGAGAAUGCAAGAAACAAUUGUCGAAACAAUUUGUACAGAAGCUAACAAGACAUCAAAGUCUCCAAACAAAGGAAUUCUCGAAAGUCUCGUGAAAAUCAUCGAGCAUAAUUGCUACAAAAAAUUCUUCAAAGGAAAUUUGGAGAAAUAUGCAAAUGUCAUUGCUACAAUAUUUGAAUAUGCUUCGAGCAAGGCAUUCUUUGAGGAUGUUGACAGUAAUUUACUUCAAAAAAUAAUUGAUGAUCUUGCUCAUUACGUUAAAGGAGCACGUAUCAAUACGGAUUUCCGUCAAAUGUUUUAUGAAACGAUUCUUGGACCAUUUACUGCUUUUGUCAACACUCAAGAACAACAUGAAAUCCCGUCGUCUCGAACGGAUUUGCUCAAUUUCUUGCAACAAUUGUAUUUUAUCGAAGAAAAUUUGGAGCUUUAUACUAAAAUAAUUGAUGGCGAAACAAAUGAAGACCUCGUCAAUGUUUUUGACACGGAAAAUGCAUCGAAAGAGACAUUUUUUGUUUUGAUCGAAGGCUUUUUAAGAGCUUACAAAACCGUAAAUUCAUCAUUUUUGGAAUUUCUUUUCGAACGUCUUUAUAAUCCAGCAUUAGAAGUUCUUUCUGUCGAAGAUUGUCUCGAAUCGACAAUUAAUUUCAUCAAAUUAUUGAAAAAAUAUGAUAUCAAGAUACGUAAACAAGAAGUCGUAGAUGAAGUUGACAUGAUCGAAUAUUUGCGUGAAAAGAUGGAAAAUAUUUGUACUGAAUACUAUGAGACAAUGACGAGCAAAGUGUUGGAAUUGGUAGUUACGACAGUUUCUUACAAUCCAUUGAUCAUGGAGAGAAGAUCGUUUUCUGUUUUGGUAAAUUGCAUGUUUGUUACCAAAGGAACAAUGGCAAUCAACGAGUUGUAUGAGAAAUUCGUAAAAACCAUCAUUCGUAUGACGAACGAUUUACGACGAGGAGAAUAUUUUGUCGUUUAUUUGAUCAAAGCUGUAAGAGAAAAGCUCGAAAGUUACGAAAUUCCAAAGAAAUUGAAACGAAAAGCUCUGAAUGAUGGAAAAAGCAGUUCGAAAAAACAAAAACAAGGAAACGGCGAAGCAACAGAACUCAAUUCGUCAACUUCUGUAUUAGAUGAAACGCUUCUCGAACCAAAUGAGACAUCAAAAUUUAAAGAAAUUGCAUAUGCUUGGCCUUAUGAUGCAACGAGUGAAGAGUUUUCUCAUCUUAUAUCGCUUUUAACGUCGCGACAAAUGAUGACAGCAUGGAGACUUUUGUGUGAGUUCUUGAAAGAAGAACUUUCAACUCUCGAUUCAUCUGCAACGGAAAACAAAUUGUUCAUCAUUGAUUUGCUUUCGUGUUUGUUGUGUCAAUUUUUAUCAAACAAUCAACUUGCAGAGCAAUCACAUCUCUAUUGGGACGUCAUUGUCGAACGAUGUGAUGUAAUGAAGGAUCUUUUGAAGACUUUUGGCAAGGCACUUCUUCAUAUGGAACACAAUCGACGUCUCAUCAACGCUUUUCUCUCAAUUUCCUAUGAAUUCAGUAGUUUUGAGUCCCUUUUGUGGAAUUAUUGUCCUGACUCGAUAGCAACUGACAAAACUCUGAAAGAGCAAUAUCCUGAUUUGCCGGAAUUGGAUUUGAAGAAGCAAUCAAAACAACUUUUCGACUAUUUGGAUCAAGAGGAAUGGAAAUUAAUCGAGCAACGAAUCAAAAAUUUCGGAAAAUUCGAAUGCUGUUACAACAUUGGACUUAUUCACUUACAAAAAGUGCAUUCUGCAUUGUUAUUCGAAGGCAACAAAGGAUUCAAGAAGAACUGGAGUAAUUUAGUUGAUCUUGUAAUGUCUGACGAAAAAUUAACAAUUGCCUUAUUGAACGACGAUGCCGUUAAUACUUGGUUUAUCGAACAUUUGGAUAGAAAACAAUUAACAAAAGUAGCGGAAAUGUUGCUAAAAACACCGCAAACACAAAAAAUUUCAUUCAUCAAGAAAGAUUUCAUGGAAAUAUCGGAAAUGGCAAAUUUAGUAUCUUUAAUGGCAUUCAAAGAUAUUUGUUCAACGAAGAAAUCAACACUUGAAAAUAUCGAUUUUGCUGAAAUUUUAGAACUAAAUGUUACUUACGUGACUUCUGCUAUUAGUGAGGCACUUUUGAAAUCUGAAAAAACGAAAGAAGUUCGACACGAUUCGACAAAUAUUGAUCUUUUGUGUCAUUUACCUCUUGGAAAUGUUUCGAGGGAAUGCAAAACUAUCAUUUUUGGGCUUUUGUUGGGACUUUUAACUGACUUGGGUACAAGCGAAAGUCACAUUGAUGAACGUAAAAGAGUUAUGGGAUGUUUAUCGGUAUUGCUUCACUUCCCAGAUGACUUCCCUGAUAUCUUUCAAUAUUACACAAUUGAUCUUCUAUUGACGACUUUAACACAAAUCGAUGGAGAAAAAGAACUUCUUCAUGAUAUUUUCAACCAAUCAAUCUUUUACAUGACUGAUGUAACAUACGAAACUAUCAAAAAAUUCGUUAAAAGACUGAAGAAGGAUGCUUCCAAGCCAGUUCUUGAUCUUUGUACUGUUAUAUUGAAAUGUUUAUCAACUGUUCAUUACAUCAAAAACAAGCAAUUUACAAAAGAUGAACUCGAAAAACUUGAGUACAAAUAUGCUGAUGCGAUAUUUUCAUAUAUAACUUCGGAAAUUGCAACAGAAAAUGCUGAAGAAUUGUCAAAAUCUGAAAAAAAGUUUAUCAAGAACUCGAGUGAAUCGUUUCAAGUUUUGUUAAAGUCCUAUAUCGGUAGAAAAAAUAAGACGGAUGAUCUUGUAGAAGAACAUAACAAACUUUUGACGAAAUAUUUAAAAGCAAUGGGUUCUAAUGGCGAUGAUGAAAAUACAAAUUUAGCAAUAAUAAUUCUUGAAAACAAAACGAAAUUCCAACUUGAAUCAGAGACAAUUUCUGGAUUACUUCAACGUUUAUGGGACAAAUUUAUCCAAAUCUUGUCUAUUGAGAAAAUUGAUCAAGGCUCUGCUUUGGAUAAAGCGAAGAAAAAUAUAAUUUCUCUCAUUUUCGGGCUCAAAACAAAAGAAGAACUUGAAACAAUCUGCAAAGAAAUUGAAGAAACUGUAAAAUCCGCUCCAACAAAUUUCCAAUCUGUAAGUCACGCCACACGAAUUUUGCUUGAAAUCGCUGAACAUGGAAUCAGCAAGAGCAAAACUAACGAUGCUUUGGAGAAAAACAACACUUUUGGUAUCUAUGCAAGACAAAUUUUGUCUCAAAUUGUCUCGCACACGUUUGAAGACAAAGUUUUAACGUCUCAAGAAUGCGUUUCGUUGGUAAAGGAAAUCCUUCGAACACAAAUUGCCGUUUCUUCGAACAUUCGAGUUCCUAUUUCAUCGGAUAUGGUAAACGAAUGUAUUAGUUUCAUGUUGAAAAUUAACUUGAAAAACCUAAAAGUUGUUGAUAUGGAAAGCGUUACAACAUUUGUCGAUCUUCACAAAUUGAUGGCUGAAUUGAUGUUCAUUUUAGUGACACAACGAUCCGAUCAAACGAUGAAUUAUUUGCCUUCAUUGUUGUUAUUGUUCAAAGAUUUGCUUUUAGUUAUCAGUUUGUACAGAAGUGAACGCCCCAUGGAUGAGGCUUUGAAUAAUUCGGAAAUUUCGUUGUUAGCUGAUUUGGCACAUAAACUUGAAAAGAUAACGAAUCAACUUAUCAAACACGAUAGAGCACUGAAAUUAGUUACUCCUUUCCUCAUCACGUCUGUGAUCGAAACAAUGACCGCAAGCAAACGUUCAACGACUUUACAUGACAAAGUGAAAAACAUUUUUAAGAAUAUUUGUUACUCUUUGAUCGACAUAACUGACAGUCAUCAUCAUAAAUUCAUCCUCAGAAGUAGCGAAGAAGCGACGCGAGACAUUUACAACUUAUUGUAUAAGGAAUAUCAGAAAUUCAGAGCCUUCAGAGGAAAAGUUUAAAUCUUUUAUAUGCAAAAAAUAUAUUUUUACGAUAGAAUUACAAUCGAUAUUGUAUAAAAAUAG